This is a messenger RNA of Lolium perenne, 1421 nucleotides long. RefSeq lists its product as uncharacterized. The record is from RefSeq and is a predicted model, not a curated record. Gene Ontology annotation, molecular function: RNA-DNA hybrid ribonuclease activity; nucleic acid binding. Lineage: Eukaryota; Viridiplantae; Streptophyta; Magnoliopsida; Poales; Poaceae.
ACUCAGCAGUUGAGUAAUUCAAAUGGAUUAGAUGGGAAAUAAAGCCCAAAUCGCCGUAUCAAUCCUCUCCAUCCUCAGCGCCGCCGCCGCUGCCUCCUCUCCCACCUUCGCCGGCGCCGGCGCCGACUGGCGGCGGCCUCCUUCUCGGCGAAGUGAAGUGGCGGCUGUCGAUGAGGAGUUGCUGCUCUCCUUCUUCUCUCUGUGGGAUUUCUAGAGCGGCGUGGAGGCACGCGUUGGCCGGCACUCUGAGUCUGAGCGGCAGCCACCACCACCAGCGCAGCCUGCGAUACCUCCCCGUUAGGCCUCCCACGCCGCCCAUUGCCCUUAGCCUUGCUGAGCGCUUAUUCUCUUCUUCCUCCUCCUCCAAGCGCACCACCAAGAGAUCCGCCGCAAAGAAGGGCGCCCCGAUGGACUCUGCCAGCGGCGAACCGUUCUAUGUCGUCCGCAAGGGCGACGUCAUCGGCAUCUACAAGAACCUCGCCGACUGCCAAGCGCAAGUCAGCAAUUCGGUCUGUGAUCCUUCUGUGACUGUGUACAAAGGAUAUUCCUUGCGUAAAGAUACAGAGGAGUAUCUUGCUGCGCGUGGGUUAAAGAAUGCUAUGUAUUCCAUUAAUGCAGCAGACGCAAAAGAUGAAUUGUUUGAUGAUCUGGUUCCCUGCCCUUUCCAGCAACCGGAUGGAAAUGCAACCUCUACUCUGAAAAGGCUACAAGAGACGGAAACCGGACCGUCGAAGAAGCAUCCCAAAGUUGCUGAACAGGAACCAUUACCUGACAGCCAUCUGUCCUGUAUUCUUGAAUUUGAUGGUGCUUGUAAAGGAAAUCCUGGGAAAUCAGGUGCCGGUGUAGUAGUAAGGCGGCCUGAUGGAUCUCUGAUUGCUCAUCUACGUGAGGGUUUGGGUGUUGUAACAAAUAAUGCUGCUGAGUAUCGUGCAUUGCUCUUGGGCCUGAGAUAUGCUGCUAAGAAGGGAUUCAAGUAUAUUCGUGCCCAAGGAGAUUCUAAGCUUGUCUGUUACCAGGUUCAAGAUAUCUGGCGUGUUAAGCAUGAUAAUAUGGCUGACUUGUGCAAGCAAGUCAAGGAACUGAAGAGAAGUUUUCUUCAGUUCCAGCUCAACCAUGUUUUGAGGGAAUUUAAUGCCGAUGCUGAUGCCCAAGCUAACUUUGCUGUUGAGCUUCCUGUUGGUGAAAUUCAAGAGCAGUCAAACUUCCCAUGCUAGUGAAACAAGAGUGACCGAGGCGGAUUUGGGAUGUUUGGAUAAAAAGUCCAAGCCGAGGAAACGUGUGUAGAUUUUUGGAUGGUGCGGAGCUAGCUUGAGUAACAUAGCACUAGUGUCUACCAGCUUAUGAUAUUACGUGGACUCGAUACUAUAGUAGCGAAAUGAAUUGAUGCUGCCCCCGCUAAGGGAAAUAUGACACUGCUGCAA